AUGACUCAAACUGGAAAACAUGCCCUCAUCUUUGGGGCCUCUGGAAUCUCCGGAUGGUCUCUCUUGAAUCAAACCCUCCAAUUCCCCACCCCAACAACCUUUGGCCGCAUCACAGGUCUAUGUAACCGGCCGCUUCGCGCCAAGGAUGCUUUUCUACCUGAUGACAAUCGUCUUAGGAUUGUGCCGGGUAUUGAUCUGACACAGUCCGUGGAAGUGGUAAAAGCUCAGCUCAAGAAGGAGGUCGAGUCAGUCGAGUCAGUCGACGUUGUUUUCUUCUGCGCUUAUAUUCAGACGGGCGAUUUCCAGUCACUGCGCAAGAUCAACACCAAUCUCCUUCAAACGGCUAUUGAGUCUAUUUCCGCCGUUUCACCCAAGCUUGAGUCCGUUAUCCUGCAGACAGGGGGAAAAGGGUACGGGUUGGAAUUCCCCAACGAUGUGAAAAUCCAACCUCCUCUUCACGAGAACAUGCCCCGUCUCCCGUCGCCAUGGAAAGAAAAUAUUUUCUACUACGACCAAUACGACCUGCUACAGAGACUUUCUGAAGGCCAAAAGUGGACAUUUUCUGAGAUCCGGCCAGAUGGAAUUGUUGGUUUUGCUCCCGGUUUCAAUGUCAUGAACAUGGCAUAUGGUAUCGCUUUCUAUCUGACUCUGUAUCGGGAGGUGAAUGGAAAGGGCACAGAGGUGCCAUUCCCCGGUCGGCCACACGGCUAUCAUACCCGCCACACGGACACCUUCCAAGAUAUCCUUUCCAAGAUGGAGAUUUUUGCUGCGCUUAACCGUGACAAAUGUCGGAAUGGGUCAAUCUUCAAUUGUGGAGAUGGAGAACCCGUCACCUGGGCUCAGGUGUGGCCUGGGAUUUGCUCUUACUUUGGACUCCGUGGCGUCGAGCCAGAUGGCAAGCAGAAGAACAUGGAGGAUUUUGUCUCUGAGAAAAAGGAGAUCUGGGACCGCUUAGUCGAGACCCACGGCUUGAGGCAUGGCCUCAUUGAGUCUCAAAACUGGGGCCAUGCGAACUUCAUGCUCGUCGAUUUCGAUUUCCCUCGCGAAUAUAGUCUUGAGGCGGCUCGUUCCGUGGGCUUCGACGAGCAAAUCGAUUCGCUCCAGGGCUAUCGGACUACAUUUGACAGGAUGGUGGAUGCAAAAUUCAUCCCUAAGCCUUGUCUUUGA
Messenger RNA from Penicillium olsonii, 1167 nucleotides. The record is from the annotation of a GenBank genome assembly. Lineage: Eukaryota; Fungi; Ascomycota; Eurotiomycetes; Eurotiales; Aspergillaceae.